Molecule: messenger RNA, 1119 nt
Organism: Cyanistes caeruleus (blue tit)
Lineage: Eukaryota; Metazoa; Chordata; Aves; Passeriformes; Paridae
Source: RefSeq, a predicted model, not a curated record
CCACCUGAGGGUUUUGUCUUAGUGGGGAGAUCUCCAAUCCUCAGCUGGUUAAAAGCUGGGAUCGAAUCCCGUAGGAUCCAAACAUCCAGGACAGCUCCAGUUUAUUCUUUCCUUGAUAUUUUAAUUCUUUUAUUCCCACUUUUCCCCAGCCUGCGGAAGAUCAAGGAUCACGACCCGGAUUUCAGCACCAAAACCUUCCCUGAGAAAGCCCAGGAGAUUUUUAUCGAGGCCCACAACUCCCUGGCAAACUUUAACAAGCAGAAGCUUCACUCCCUGGUGACCGAGCGCUGCUACCCCGACAUGGUGCGUGGGAACAGGUACAGAACCAUCCGCUGGAGGUUCCUGGAGUCGCUGGAGCCGCCCAGGGUGGUGCACGUGCGCUGUGAGGGCGUCAUGAACCGCGGCAACCUCUACGGGCAGGUGACGGUGAGGAUGCACAGCCGGCAGAUUUUGGCCAUCUAUGACCGCUUUGGGCGGCUCAUGUACGGCGGGGAGGAGAUUCCCAAGGAUGUCCUGGAAUAUGUGGUGUUUGAGAGGUACCUGGUGAAUCCCUACGGAACGUGGAGGAUGCACGGGAAGAUCGUUCCGGAAUGGGCCCCGCCCAAGGAUCCCAUCAUUAAGACGCUGAUGAUUCCCGCCCCAGCCCCGGAUCCCUCACAGGAGCACGAAAAAGUGAAGUAGAAAGUUCUGGAAUGUGGACAGCGACAGCAAAACUGGCUGGGAGGGGAGGGCUGGGAGAAAAUCCGGGAUUGGGCUCCGGCCACUCCCAAAUUUUUCCUCCAAGGAGCCAGAGGGGCUCGGGAGCGGGGUCUGGAGGAGCUCUGGGAGGAGCUGGGCUCUGUCCCAGAGGACUCGGUGUGCUGCAGCCUCACCCUGAGGAUGAGGAGUCUCGGGAGCAUCCAGGGGCCGCCCUCUGUCCUGGAAUUCCGUGGGAGAGCCCUUGGAAUAUUUGUCACCUCCAUGGGAGGUGCCACAGACGUGCUGCUCGCUCAUUAAAGCUUCACCUGUGGCUGUUGGCUCGAGUUCUUCCCCGUCUCUACUGAUUGCCAAACUCCUUUUUUUUAAAAAAAAGACUUUAAAUAAAGUUCUGUGCUCAGGUGGGUGCUGCCAUUGCAAAAA